Fomitopsis serialis is the source of this 1514-nucleotide messenger RNA. RefSeq lists its product as uncharacterized. The record is from RefSeq and is a predicted model, not a curated record. Lineage: Eukaryota; Fungi; Basidiomycota; Agaricomycetes; Polyporales; Fomitopsidaceae. The transcript has 3 exons. The coding region runs from base 150 to 1277 and encodes 375 amino acids.
UUGACACCGCGACGACAUCUACUCAUGGCCUGAAUGUGUGCCUGGUAAUAUGUGACUGCCCACGUCCGCCGAAAUGUGAGCAGUACUCAUUGGACAGCUGGGUAUGAUACGCUCCAUGACAUUGCACGACGCCAGUCGCGCAGGAUACCAUGUCGAUCGACCACCGGUCCCAUCUGCGCACGUUGCCCAUAUUUCUGGUCUCUCAGUCUGGACAUGCAUGUCUAAUUGUGCUGUCUCCACGAUGGCCUGGACGUCUUGGGGGCACAAUCGCUCUCUGCAUUCUCAUUCAAGUCGCAUCCGCGUCAGCAUAUAGAGACACCUCCGAGGACGCUCGAAGGCUCGCAUACUAUUCCCUUGGUCACUACGUCAUGUGCCAGGCCUUCUCCGUUUUCCUGUUUAACUGGCUUACGGACCCGAUACAUGAUUUUCGCCAUGAACACGACCACACUCCACCCGCAGAGCUCCCGUUCCUGCGCAGGGUUACUCACAUCCCACCGCGCCCUACUGAGCCGCGAUGGCGGUGUCUCCGCCAGACACUCCUGAGCGCGUUCCGCUGCUUCCUGUUCAUCGACCUCGCCCAAGUAUACCAGCGCUCUAAUCCACUGUUCUCGAGGCAAGACAUGGACCUCAGGUCGCAAGGCCUUUUCAUGCUUCCUCUCAACAUUGUCGCGCGCUUUGGGAGCGUUGUCGCCAUGAUUGCCAUGGAAUACUCGCUCUUAGCUGCAACCUGUGUCGCCCUUGGCGUCUCCUCACCAAGACACUGGCCAGACAUCUACGGCAAGUGGUCUGACUCGUACACCGUUCGCUCAAUUCAUUUGCAGCUCACAGCCGGUAUCGGAAAGGCUUGUUGCCGGGCAUUAGGUCUGCAACCCGGGACAUGGGUGUCUUCCUACACCCAACUCUAUGUCGGCUUCGCCGUCUCCGGAUUCUUGCACUGCGGUGGGGAUUUGAUGGUAGAUCCAUCCCUCUUCGGCGCAUCGUUCCCUUUCUAUAUCUCACAAGCCGUCGCGAUCACCUUCGAGGACGCCGUCAUUGGCAUCGUUCGGAGAACCGGAGUAAAGUUCCCUCAACCGCUGGCCCGUGUCGUGGGAUACGCCUGGGCUAUACUGUGGUUGUGUAUAUCCGCGCCAUGGCACAUCAACUGGACGCUGAAGGCUGGGGUCGUUGACACAGUUCGCGUGCCAGUCUCACUCAUUGACCUCAUAGCCCCAAAUCUUGGUGCGUUUGCCACUAGUUUUACCCCUAGCAUUGCUAUGAGUUUCAGGUCGGAGGAUUGACUUGACACGGACGACUACCAAUCGAUUAAUGUUUCAACUGUACGAGAACCGUCAGUGUGUCUCACGUUGUGUACGGGAUGUAGUGUCAAAUUUGGGCGGGCUUUCUUUCAUUUUCGAGAACAUGUGUAUGAGGGUGUUCCGAGUCGUAGCUCGCCGUGCUUGUAUAUGUACUUGACACUUGAUCAGGAGACUACGAUUCGUGCGCUUGUCCGGGCAGAGGUCAAUGUCGAAUUGUAC